UAAAGUAAAAGCUCCUUUAUUUCUUUAACAGUUUUUAUGUGAUGUUUUGAGUAUCUAUAGUUGCUCUAGGCCUUGGUGAUGUAACAGUGCACGACAGACACAGUUUUUGAGAGAGGACAGGUUAUCAACCAAAUGAAUAACUUUGAAAAAAAAAUAAAGGCAAGGUGGAGUGUGGUGGUCUUUGAGCACAGCCUUGAAAGAGGGCCAUGUUGGCAUCUAGAAGUUGUGUCCCACCCAAAGAAAACAGCAAGUGCAAAGACCUCAGGGAGAUCCCCCUGCAGUGACUGAGGAACAGUUAGGAGAAAGGCUGGCUGGGGCAGAGCUUGCAGAACGAUGGAGGCCUUCCGGAUGCUUGGGCUUUUACCCCAGGAAAAUGAGGAUUCAGGGGAGGGCACAGGCAAGGACCAGCAGGUCCCGAUUUGGCAAGUCACUAGCUGCACGGCCAGCGGGAAGGGAAGAAGCCAGACAUAGCAGAGGAGAGACUGGGAAGGAGACCACUAAAACGAGCCCAGGAAUUAACUGUCCUGGAAAUUAUAAAAAUGCUUUGGGUGUUGACAAAAAGAAUUGUGAUUAUGGAAUACAAAGCGGGAAACAUUUUUUAAGGGCUUAAGUUGUGAAGCAGAAAGUUCAGCUUGGCAGCCACUGUGCUACCACGUCUACUCUUGAUGCAAUGGACUUGAGAGUCUUAGUGAUGCACGCUCCAGAGUCGAUCUUCUCCAGACCCGGCAGCAUUUGGCCAGUGUAUUUCAGAAUAAGCUUUUAUGGGCCUUCUCAGGGUGGUCUCUCCCUCCUAGUUCCCAAAAUUGCCUGGGUGGACUUAAAAAAAAAAACCAGGUCCCGUCUCAUUCUGUGUUUGUAACACGACUACAGGAGAAGUCCUAUGAUUUCAAAGUUUGGGAAGCAGAGCACACUUCUGAGGGUUUAUUUACUGAGGUGUAGAAAAGAUUGCAAGACGUCCGUGAGGGCCGGCAGGUGGCGCCACGUGAUCGCGAACGGCUCAGAGGCGCGGAGACGGCGGGUCCGCGGCGUUGCCAGGGCCACUCUGUGGCCGCGAGUCUCCCGUGAGAAGCGGUUUGCAGGAGCAGUGGGCUGGGGGCUUGACCAAUAAUCCGAUUUGGUUUUAGGCUAUGAGCCCCCUAAGCCUUCUCCAGUCGGCUCUGGUGCUCCCAGAGCAAGAGGGCUCAGCCCUGUCUGCACCGACACGGAGCCCCGUGCUCCAGGCCCUGCAGCAAGGACCGCGGCCUCGCGCCUCGGGGCAGUAUCGCAGGGCUGCCAAGCCUAGCUCGGGGGAAUCUACUACAGAGACCCCACGGGGAGCGCCGCACCCGCGGACCGCUCCUUUCCAUUGGCCGCCCGGAGGAAGACCACGCCCCCUUUCCUACAGCGCUCGUCUUUGACUGGCUCUUGGGUCCGGGAUGGCCACGCCUCCUCCCCUCGCAUACACAAGAGUCACGCGCCUUUCAGUUGGAAACUUGGCAUGCUGAGGAGGACAGUGGCCCUCAUGUCUCCGCCCACCUCCCGUGCCAUUGGUGCGGCACGCCGAGCGAGGCCACGCCCCCAUUCCAGCCCCCUGGCUGGGAAGGCGGGCACCCGCUCUUGAUUGGCUGGCCGACCUGCCUUUCGCGGGCGAGGCUAGCACUCCCCUCCCUCCCCUCCCUCCAACCGCGAGCCGGGGGUUCCUCCGCUGGCUCAGUCCGAGUCCGUGUCAUUCAGGGAGGCGGACUGCUGAGUGCGGGGCGCGGACGCACGCCUUCGGUCCUGCUCGGGCGCCGCUGCCUGCGCUCGCGCCGCCGGGUGGGAAGGAUGAAGCCGCAGCUGGAGCAGCCACCCUAUGAUUGGCUGUGGCGCUUGUGAACCCGAAGUAAAGAUGGCGGGCGGGCAGGCAGCCGCCGCACUGCCCACUUGGAAGAUGGCGGCGCGCCGCAGCCUCAGUGCCCGCGGCCGGGGGUUCCUGCAGGCAGCUGCGGGCCGGCUGCUGCCGCUGCUACUGCUGAGCUGCUGCUGCGGCGCGGGCGGCUGCGCGGCGGCCGGCGAGAACGAGGAGACCGUGAUCAUCGGGCUGCGGCUGGAGGACACGAACGACGUGUCGUUCAUGGAAGGGGGUGCGCUGCGGGUGAGCGAGCGGACCCGGGUGAAGCUGCGGGUCUACGGGCAGAACAUCAACAACGAGACGUGGUCCCGCAUCGCCUUCACCGAGCACGAGCGACGCCGGCACACACCCGGCGAGCGCGGGCUGGGGGGCCCCGCGCCUCCGGAGCCGGACAGCGGCCCCCAGCGCUGCGGCAUCCGCACCUCAGACAUCAUCAUCCUGCCCCACAUCAUUCUCAAUCGCCGCACGUCGGGCAUCAUCGAGAUCGAGAUCAAACCGCUGCGCAAGAUGGAGAAGAGCAAGUCUUACUACCUGUGCACGUCUCUCUCCACGCCCGCGCUGGGCACCGGCGGCUCCGGGUCUGCGAGUGGCGCCGUCGGGGGCAAGGGUGGCGCGGGGGUGGCCGGACUCCCGCCUCCCCCGUGGGCCGAGACCACCUGGAUUUACCACGACGGCGAGGACACCAAGAUGAUCGUGGGCGAGGAGAAGAAGUUCUUGCUGCCCUUUUGGCUGCAAGUGAUCUUCAUCUCGUUGCUGCUGUGCCUGUCGGGCAUGUUCAGCGGCCUCAACCUGGGGCUCAUGGCCCUGGACCCGAUGGAGCUGCGCAUCGUGCAAAACUGCGGCACGGAGAAAGAGAAGAAUUAUGCCAAGCGCAUCGAGCCGGUGCGCAGGCAGGGCAACUACCUGCUGUGCUCGCUGCUGCUGGGCAACGUGCUGGUCAACACCACGCUCACCAUCCUGCUCGACGACAUCGCGGGCUCAGGCCUCGUGGCGGUGGUGGUCUCCACCAUUGGCAUCGUCAUCUUUGGGGAAAUCGUGCCCCAAGCCAUCUGCUCCCGACACGGCCUGGCGGUGGGGGCCAACACCAUCUUCCUCACCAAGUUUUUCAUGAUGAUGACCUUCCCCGCCUCUUACCCAGUCAGCAAACUGCUGGACUGCGUCCUGGGCCAGGAGAUAGGCACGGUCUAUAACCGGGAAAAGCUGCUGGAGAUGCUCCGGGUUACUGACCCCUAUAACGACCUCGUUAAGGAGGAGCUGAACAUCAUCCAAGGGGCGCUGGAGCUCCGCACCAAGACGGUGGAGGAUGUCAUGACGCCCCUCAGGGACUGCUUCAUGAUCACUGGCGAGGCCAUCCUGGACUUCAACACCAUGUCCGAGAUCAUGGAGAGUGGCUACACGCGAAUCCCGGUGUUUGAGGGCGAGCGUUCCAACAUCGUGGACCUGCUCUUUGUCAAAGACUUGGCCUUCGUAGAUCCGGAUGACUGUACCCCCUUGAAAACCAUCACCAAAUUUUACAACCACCCCCUGCACUUUGUUUUCAAUGACACCAAGUUGGACGCAAUGCUGGAAGAAUUUAAGAAAGGUAAAUCUCACCUGGCCAUUGUGCAGCGAGUGAACAACGAAGGUGAAGGGGACCCAUUUUAUGAAGUUCUGGGGAUUGUCACCUUGGAAGAUGUGAUUGAAGAAAUCAUCAAAUCUGAAAUUUUGGAUGAGACAGACCUGUACACUGAUAACAGAACAAAAAAGAAAGUGGCCCACCGUGAAAGAAAGCAAGAUUUCUCUGCCUUUAAGCAGACAGACAGCGAGAUGAAGGUUAAAAUAUCACCGCAGCUUCUCCUGGCCAUGCACCGUUUCCUAGCAACAGAAGUAGAAGCAUUUAGCCCAUCCCAGAUGUCAGAGAAGAUCCUCCUAAGGCUGCUAAAGCACCCCAAUGUCAUCCAGGAGCUGAAGUAUGAUGAGAAGAACAAGAAAGCCCCCGAGUGCUACCUCUACCAACGGAAUAAGCCCGUAGACUACUUCGUCCUCAUUCUGCAGGGGAAGGUGGAAGUAGAAGCCGGGAAGGAAGGUAUGAAGUUUGAAGCGAGUGCUUUUUCAUACUAUGGUGUGAUGGCCCUCACAGCCUCUCCAGUUCCUUUGUCCCUGUCUCGUACCUUUGUUGUCAGCAGGACAGAGGUGUUAGCAGCGGGCUCUCCAGGUGAAAAUAAGUCACCUCCUCGCCCCUGUGGCCUAAAUCACUCAGACUCUCUCAGUCGGAGCGACCGGAUUGAUGCCAUGACGCCAACCUUGGGGAGCAGCAACAACCAGCUCAGCUCGUCAUUCCUACAGGUCUACAUCCCGGAUUACUCAGUACGAGCCCUCUCUGACCUACAGUUCGUCAAGGGGGCUACCUGCAUUUGCUGGCGACGCUUACACACUGAAAUGAACUCCUGGCCCUAGUGUUCAAGAGGAUUCUCACUACCCAGGUCACUUCUGGAGAAGAGAGCCUUCGUGUGCCUGGGCUUCCUGCACAGGGAACCCUCGGGCUGAGUGUCAGUCUCCUCCUCCAGGUAGGGGGUCUGCUAGCUCCAGGUUGGGCUCUGGGAGGGUGAUGUGUUGGGUUGGUCUCCUGGUGGGGGUGGGGGUGUGAGAGUGUGUGUGUGUCUGUCUGUGCAUGUAUGUCUGGAACCCACAACUGUGUGCACGCUUGGCAGGUGCUCUCUCCCUGCCACACCUGUAGACCUUGGCUCGGGCGUCUGGUGCCAUGUCCACUGACAGUGUUACGCUGGGUGGCGAUCCUGGCGUGCUCUCGGAAGGCAGACUGCCUGGCAGAGAAGGUGCCCUUAGUGGAGGGCCCUGGGGAGUGGCCUCUAAAGGGGCUGAGUGGCCUGCUCUUGGCACCUAGCCUGCCACCUGGGGAUGAAUUUCCCAGGAUGGAACCCUGGUACACUGUGAGUGCCCCUCUUCAAACACAGGCAAGUGAAAAAGUGUAAUUCCUAAGGAGCGCCCUGUACCUGUGAGCUCUCCAGGUGGGCAGCGCUCCACCCUGUCAGCCCCAGACAGCCUUCCCUGGGAGAGAAGCACCCGUGGACCCCUGUCAGGGUCUCACUGUGCGUGCAUCUGGAGUCGAGUGCUUAUUGGGAACCAAGCUCUCGUCAGCCACCACCCACUGUGGCAGCUACUGUAGAGGUCUCUUGCAAAGGAGCUGGGGAGUGCGGUUCUCAAAGACUGAGACUGGCCUGCCAGCUUGGUGUUCAUUUCCCAUUAGUGCUCAAGGUACCUUUGACUAGUUACUUGUGUAAUAACCAGGAAUUCAGAAUAGUUCCCGAGUGCCCAAAGGUGAAAUGGCCCUAGUUCUAGCUGCUCUGGAGAGAGCUCUCAACCUCCAAACAGGGCUGGCAUCUGAGUGAGCAGCUCUUCAGGUCUUCCCUCCCAAACAGACUCCUUAGACAACUGAAGGAGACGCUGGCUCUUCGCCCCUCUGGGUGGGUCCUGGCUAGAAGGGCACAUACCGUCUGUGGCCUCACCCCAUGGGCUUCACAGCCAAGAAAGACUGGCAAGUAGUGGAAUGGCCAUGUUCGGGGGCUCCUUCCUUGUAGCUCUGGCCUGUAACCACUCCUGGGCUGCUGCAUGUGCAAAGAUGGAGGGGGAGGGGUCACCCAGGCCAGACUGAGGCCAGAGGACAGGACAGCAGCUGGAACUAGAUGCCCUAUGUACAGACAUUGCUGUGACACUGUCAUUGCAAAUGAGGGUCUCUUCCUCGCUGCCCUUUGUCCAUCCUCCAAGUCCAAACUCUAAUAAACUCUUAGGAAAACAGAAUCUUGAAAUUCAUACAUGAGUAUUGGGGUGCUAGUCAACUAGCUUAAACUUUGGUUUUGAAUUUGAAGGUGCCACCUCUCAUACUCUCUGUGGGCAUAGUUGACCUCAUGUGAAGGGAGCUGAGCCACAAACCACUUUCUCAUGUUAUUCUAAGAAAUGUGUGCAGGUGUUCAGUGCAGAACUUCACACUGAUACGGAACACUAACUGUGAAAAGUCGCCUUGCCACCCAGCUCUGUACAGCUAACGGACCAGCUUUUCAAGUCUAGGAAAAACAUGGCAUGUCCAAAUGCAUUAAGAAAUGGAGCAACAGGAUUUUGAGUUAAGCAGGGACCAUGAACUUCAGCCCUCAAGUUAUUUGGGUUAAGGAGCAAACCAAGUAGGUGCUGGCUGAGCCUGUGUCCUGGCUGGUGAACACAAGCACCUCUGUCCUUUUCUGAAAGCCACCAGGGAUCUGCCAGUCGCUGUGCCUGGACUGAGGGGAUGUCUCCCAGGGGUGAACAGGCAGGUUAACUCCCUGAACUGGUGCAGGUACACACUUAUCCCUGGGCUAAAGAGCAAGACACACCAUGUAGCCCAAUCCCUGUGGCUUGGCAUGACUCCCUCCAUGCUCUGAUGUGCUUUUCUUGUGAAGGGCUGAUGGCUGUUCAGGCACUUAGGUACCAGUAUGUCCUCUCUUUCUGAGGGAUCAGGCUCUUUCCUGGGUUAUGUUUGCUUCCAGUCUGGGCCAUAGGCUUGUGGUGCUUCUGUCCAACAAGGACAACUGGAUAAGUUGUAGGCUAGCCCAGAAUAGGAGUUUAGAGGUGAAGAGGGAAGUGAUUGUAGGGGGAUUUGGAAGUUUUUUCCCAUACAGACUUAUCAGUAAGAAACCAACUCAGUGGAUUUUUAUACCUCAGGGCCAUUUACUUCUGUGCUUGAGCGGCUGAUGGGAAAGAUGAACUCACUGAGGCUCAUUUGCUUCUAACUUGAGGGAUGAGUAGUGUUCCAAGGCUGAGCUGCUGUUACUGGUCUCCAGCCUGGGAUGAACAGGCCUUCCUCCAGCACCCUCCUGCUGGAGUUGAUGCUGAUUUACUGGUUUUCCUUUUGGAGGGUCCCCAUUGUCCCCCACCUCCCUCCAGCCAGGCAGCGGGAGCAGCUAAAGUGAGCAUCUGGGGACCUUUGCUUCUUGGUUCCCUGUGGCUGACUUGGCUCCUCCAACUUUCUUAUAGCAGAGCCAUUGAGACAUCUCAACUGCAGUUGUUUUAAAUGCCUUUUGCUGGGGAAUGCCAGGCAGUACUUGAAGCAUUAUCCAAAUGGCAAGAGUCGGGUCCUAGUGUCUGUGUGCACACAGCUGGAACACUGGAGAGAGAUGGACGUCAGUGUUUCAGAUGACGAUGGCUCGGCUCUCCCUGGCUUCACUUGGAGGGCACCUUCUGGUGCUGCUCACAUCUGAUCCAUAUGGAUUUACUUCGGGUGCUGGAUUCUUCCAGAACCACUCUAAAGAGAACUGUCAAAGGGGCCUCACAGACCUGAGUGUCUACUCUUCUUGGAGACACAGGUUUCUGACAUACAAACCGCUGGGUCCCAGGUCUCUAGAACAGAGGGAAGUGGGGCAGAAUGGUUCUUAGGACUCAUUCCCGAGAGAGCCCUGCCAAGCUCCUGAUUCACUACUACCCAUGUCUGGUCUACUGUGAAGAGUCUAUCAAUAUAUUGACUUUUCUUAUUUUUUCAGUCCUUUACAUCCACAAAUGUAUAUGCUUUAUUUUAUAUUAUUUAUUAUGUACAUAUGUCUCUACUGUUAGUCUAUCACCUGUGACUAAGACACUGUUUUGAAGCCCCUCAUCCAUUGAGCCUAGGGUUUUGUUGUCCCUUAUUGGGUGAGAGGGUGGUGGUAUUUUUGUUUGUUUAAAAGGAAAAAAAAAAUAAUUGCUGCUCUUACACCAGCUUCAUUCAUUGCCUUACCCCAAACCAUUCCCAAUGGCCAGUAUUUGGGAGGUAGAUGGAGGCAGAACUCCUCAGGUCUCCAUGGUGUUACUGAAGAAGUGGCUUUUGGGGGGUUGGGUCUCUUCCCUGUGCAGUAGUAGCAUAUGGCUGAGACCAGAACCUCCUUCCUCAUCCCCACCCAAGCCAAAUCAGUUUCCUGGUCUCAAAAUGAUGUUCUCCACUCACUUGGAUUACAGAAUCUGUAUCAUGGAAGCUACCUGGCCAUCUAGGCUGUGAACAUGCCUCUUCCUCGUGUCACGGCCCAGUUACCAACAUUGCUGUGGGCCUAAAGCAAGCCCUACAUGGUCUGAUUUUCCCCCUCCCCAGCAGUACCCACUGUAUCACAGUGUCCAUUUCAUGCAUUUGAACAGUGGCAUCAAUGGAAAGCUAAGCAAGCACAGGUCACGUGCACAGGCUUCACGAGCUGACUGUCAUGAUGGACGCGUUUAUAAUUCAAAUGUUGUAGAUUUACAAUACCUAUUUAUUUGUACCAAUUUAUUUGUAAAUCUUGUGAUUGUUUUUAAAAGGUUUUGUUUAUUUCUACUAUUCUAUUUAGAUAAAUGGUUUUCUGUUCACCCUUUUA
Psammomys obesus (fat sand rat) is the source of this 8208-nucleotide messenger RNA. RefSeq names its product cyclin and CBS domain divalent metal cation transport mediator 2 (gene Cnnm2). Gene Ontology annotation, biological process: magnesium ion homeostasis; transport. The transcript is spliced from 8 exons. Bases 1832 to 4306 code for a protein of 824 amino acids. The record is from RefSeq and is a predicted model, not a curated record. Lineage: Eukaryota; Metazoa; Chordata; Mammalia; Rodentia; Muridae. Gene Ontology annotation, molecular function: magnesium ion transmembrane transporter activity. Gene Ontology annotation, cellular component: plasma membrane.